GGAAGCUGUUGCAUUUCACAAUAAAGUUUGUUUUCUAUCUGACUCUGCACCUAGAAUCAUUUAAGUGCAGGUCCACAGCCUAUAUUGAUACACAAACAUAAAACUGCAGUCUUCUCUUUUCCAUUUGGACAUUUGAUUAUUUUAUUUCUUUAUGACUUUGGUUCUCACAAUUUCAUGAUGAAAAGCUUCUUCUUGUCUCUGCUAGUAGGUCUUCUUUUCAGUAAAGACUAUGUUAAACCCACAGAAAUAGAUGGGAAGAAGAAAUGGAAAGGUGAAGGCACCACAUCUAACCUGGAGAGCAUUGUAAUUGGAAGGUGUUAUGAAUAUAUUAGAAUUGUGAAUCCAAGUGUUGGUGAGAAGAACUGUACAGAGAUAUGGGAAGCUUUCAAAAAGGCUUUUAUUAAUAAAGAUCCUUGCAACAUUUUACCAUCGGACUAUGAGUUAUUUAUUAACCUGUCACUGCACACAAUUCCACCUAACAAGUCUCUGUUCUGGGAAAAUAACCAUCUGCUGGUCACUAGCUAUUCUGAUAGAACUCGUCGCUACAUGCCUCUGUGUGAUACUUUAAUUGGUUCAUUUGGAGAUUUCCUGAACUGGUGUGGACAAGCAAACGAUACUGGAUUUAAUUAUGAUUCCUGCCCUAACACAGAAGAGUGUGAAAAUAAUGCAGUAGAAUCUUUCUGGAAGAUUGCAUCAAUCACUUAUGCAAAGCAGAGCUCUGGGGUAAUAUACAUUAUGCUGAAUGGUUCUGCGAUAGGGGGCGCCUAUCCAGUCAAAGGUUUUUUUGCAGACUAUGAAGUGCCUAACUUCCAAAAAGACAGAAUUUCACGAAUUGAAAUCUGGGUCAUGGAUGACAUUGGGGGACCUGACUUGGAUUCCUGUGGGAGAGGCAGUGUACAAAUAUUAGAAGAAAGACUUAAAACUAUGGGUUAUGACAUCACCUGCAUUGACAAUUACAAAUCUGUACUGCUGUUAAAGUGCCUGGAUUAUCUUAAUCACUCUGAUUGUUCCAUUGUUUCGUCUGCACCUUCAACACAAAGAGGACUUGUAUCUCCCGCCAGAGGUGGCAGCUGGAGCAGGCUCAUUUACACGAUUUUUGUAGCAUUUGUUUUUGAGAUCUGCUUUAACCCACUGAAUUAAUGACUGGAAAACUGUUUUCAAUCCAGCUGCAGUGAGGAGACACCAAGCACAGUCUUGACUGUCUGCUGAGCUAGCUCCAUCUACAAUCUGAAGGUCCAGGGUGUCUGUCUAUCCCCAACCACUGAAACCUCCAGAUCACGCGGCACGUGGGCUGAUUUUUUGUGGCACACUGCUGCUAGCCGGGUUCCCGGCCGCCAGCCCCGUUCAGCCCGCUGCCAGCCUGGAAUACGAAACCCCAGACCGGCAGCGGGAUGAGCCCGCUGACAGUCUGGGGUUCUGUCUGUCACCCGUGCUGCCAGUCUGGCAGGUGAAACCUUUUACUGGCACACGUAACCUUAAAUUAAUGAAGACUUGGCACACCACUUCUCAAAGGUGGCCAACCCCUGCUCCAGACUGUGGCUGUACCAUGUUGGAUAUAUCUAAGAAAAUUAAAAUACUUGCAUUUUCCUAAGAGAA
This is a messenger RNA of Chrysemys picta bellii (western painted turtle), 1596 nucleotides long. RefSeq names its product ADP-ribosyl cyclase/cyclic ADP-ribose hydrolase 2. NCBI's taxonomy places the organism in Eukaryota, Metazoa, Chordata, Testudines, Emydidae. Gene Ontology annotation, cellular component: plasma membrane. Gene Ontology annotation, biological process: positive regulation of B cell proliferation. The record is from RefSeq and is a predicted model, not a curated record. Gene Ontology annotation, molecular function: NAD+ nucleosidase activity; phosphorus-oxygen lyase activity.